AUGGCGAGUGAACAAGACGCGGCCGCCCUUAAGAAACGGCGUACCACUAUUAAGGCUUCGUGCACACGCACCAGUACGUACGUUCAGGCAGUAACUUCUAUCUCACCUUCCAUCAGAGCGCAGCUCAAAGAACGGAAGGCUAAAUUAGAUAUUCAUUGGUUAGAAUACGAUGCCGUACAGUCUAAAAUAGAAUCUUUGAUGGAGAGCGAGGCCAGCGAUCGCGUAACCUUUGAGGACAAUUAUUACGCAUUAAGCAGCAAGAUCACAGAGAUGCUUGAAUCUUCGAAUCCUCCGCCGCGAAUCCCGGCUUCAGGGAGCCCGGCUUCAGAAGGCUCGGCUUUAGCGACUCCGCCGGCUUCCCCUUCGGUUAACGUUUUCGAUUCUAGGGCCAAUAUUCGGUUGCCAAAACUAAACUUGCCCAAAUUUACAGGCAAAUACGAGGAAUGGUUCCCAUUCUUCGACGCGUUUCAAUCUAUUAUUCACGCGAACGAUUCUAUUACCGGCAUUGAAAAAUUACAAUACUUGCGUGGAUGCCUUUCGGGCGAAGCAAGCGACGUUAUUAGUUCACUCGAAAUCUCGGAGGUGAACUACGAAGUAGCGUGGCAGUUAUUGAAACAACGAUACGACAACAAGCGAGUCAUCGUUCAAACCCACGUUAAGGCAAUCAUAGAACUCCCUUCUCUCACGAAGGAAAACGCAAACGAGCUACGCGCAAUAUCGGAUGGCGCGACUAAACAUAUUCACGCCCUUCAGGCGUUGAAACGUCCCACUGAUAAGUGGGACGACGUAUUAACUUGCUUGUUGAGCGCGAAACUGGACACGGCCACGUCUCGUGAGUGGCAAACGUCUUUAACGGGCACUGAACCCCCCACCUUAAAACAGCUACUCGAUUUCAUUGCGCAUAAGAGUCAAGUAUUAGAAACCACGAGUAAAUCAUCGAAAGUGACAGGCAAUUCUCCAAUCACGACCCGUUCCAAGUCUAAUCCUAAACACCCAGCUUCUUGUCACGCUGCAGUCAAGUACAAAUGUAGCUUUUGCAGUGGUGAACAUUCCAUUUAUCGUUGCAGGGAAUUUUUGGCACUUUCAGUUCCGCGUAGGAUCACUGAAGUGCGCAAGCGAAAACUUUGCGGCAAUUGCCUAAGAUGCAGUACCCACGCGGCCAAUCAAUGCACAUCGGGGACUUGCAAAACGUGUGCUGCCAAGCAUAAUUCUCUCCUUCACGUGGCAAAUGGCUCGGAGCCUGACGAUUCCAAUGCAAGUAAGGAAGUUACUGAAGCCAAGGCUUCCUCCGCGAUAGUCACACACACGUUGAAUCAUUCGAGAGAUAAUCACAUCAUGUUAUCGACCGCGGUCGUAAACGUUAAUGACAGUCAGGGCACGCCGGUCAAGUGUCGUGUUUUAUUAGACUGCGGUUCCCAAGCCAACUUCAUAUCUAAAGGAUUAUUAAACGUUCUUGGUUUAAGGUCUCAGAAUCAAAGCGUAGUUAUUUCCGGGGUCAACGGCUCCUGCACGAGCUCAUCUCAAGUGGUCGAUUUAAGGAUACAUUCCGUGAUUAAUUCUUACUUCGCCGACAUUACUUGCAUUGUAACCGAUCAAGUCACAAAUAAAUUACCCGCGUUCAACUUGAAACGUGAUAGAUUCGAUAUUCCUCGAAAUAUCACUCUAGCCGAUCCCAAUUUCCACAAGCCCGCGGACAUAGACAUCCUACUUGGUGCCGAGUUGUUUUGGGAGCUGUUAUGCGUCGGUCAAAUCCAAGCUUCCCACAAACAUCCUACGUUACAGAAAACUCGCUUGGGAUGGAUAUUAGCGGGUCGCUUAAACAAUUACUCAACGUCAUCUAAACGCGUCCAUGCAUUGCACGCGCGUAUAUCUAACGCUCAGUUGCACGAGCAAUUAGGCCACUUUUGGCAACAAGAAGAAGUCGCGAACGAGACAACUCCUUUUACUGCUGAGGAAUCUUACUGCGAAAAACAAUUUUUGGAGACUGUAUCUCGGACACCACAGGGCCGAUUUAUAGUGCAGCUUCCGCUCAAGGAAAAUCUCGCUAACGGUUUAGGAGAAUCGAAAGAAAUCGCUCUAAGGCGACUAUUGAAUCUCGAGAAACGUUUCAACCGCGAUUCGUUUUUGAAGGGGCGGUACGAAGAGUUCUUGCGCGAAUACGAGUCUCUGAAUCACAUGAGAAAAUUAGACGUCUCACCAAGCGAGGAUUCAACGCCGUUCUACUUACCCCACCAUGGCGUAUAUAAAAAUGCCGACAAACCAGACAAGCUCCGGGUCGUCUUUGAUGCAUCCUGUAAGACCCGCUCGGGUUUAUCACUCAACGACAUCUUGAUGGUGGGACCGGUCGUUCAACAAGACUUGGCCUCAAUCCUGAUGCGCUUCCGAACGUUUGCCUACGUUUUUACUGCUGACAUAGUAAAAAUGUACCGGCAAAUAUUGGUAACCCCAUCACAGACGCAUCUACAAAGAAUUUUGUGGAGAGACAACACCGACUCGGACGUAAAUACAUACGAGUUAUUAACCGUCACUUACGGCACAUCCUCUGCUUCCUUUUUAGCAACCAGAUGUCUAAAGCACUUGGCCGAAUUGUACAGAACGGAAUUCCCGGUGGGAUCCAAGCACGUCGCACGCGACUUUUACGUGGACGAUCUCCUCACCGGGGCGGAUACUAUCGAAGAGGCUAAACAAAUACGGGACGAAAUAGUAAAACUCCUACGCUUAGGAGCCUUUCAGCUUGGCAAGUGGGCUUCAAACUUUCCAUCCUUAGUGAAAGACAUGGACAAUCCACCUUUCAACACGGUCGUCAUAACGGAGAACUCUGAGUCGCAAAUCUUGGGAAUCCGAUGGGACCAAACACGAGAUAUUCUGCAAUUUUCAUACAAGACUCAAGGCCAUUCAAACGUCGUAAACAAACGCAGCAUACUAUCCGAAGUAGCCAAGCUGUUCGACCCACUUGGCCUUCUCGGCCCGAUAAUUGCCAACGCCAAACUAAUUCUUCAGGAGCUUUGGCAGUCAGGUGUGGAGUGGGACGAAUCAGUGCCGCAGCAUAUUCAUUCCCGCUGGAUAACCUUCAAGCAAGGUCUAUCCGAAUUAAAUCAAAUACAAGUUCCGAGACGCGUCAAAUUCGCAAGCGCACCCCAGUCAAUUCAACUACACGGAUUCUGUGACGCAAGUCAGCGGGCUUACGGUGCCUGCUUUUAUAUUCGCACCUGCGAAGCCGCCGGGGAUUGUCGCACCGAGCUAUUGUGCUCUAAGUCUCGAGUAGCUCCUUUAAAGGCGAUCACACUGCCCAG
Messenger RNA from Vollenhovia emeryi, 3293 nucleotides. RefSeq lists its product as uncharacterized. The record is from RefSeq and is a predicted model, not a curated record. The annotation marks the transcript as partial. The transcript has a single exon. NCBI's taxonomy places the organism in Eukaryota, Metazoa, Arthropoda, Insecta, Hymenoptera, Formicidae.